AGGGUAGUUGGGUAGCUGCCGCACUAACCCCCCCACGUCUCUCUUCCCCUCCCCCUAUUACAUGCCCUGUCUGCGCCCUGUCAUUAUAUAAACACUUUCUGCUGCUCCUCCUGACACCCAAACGAUUCAGCAUUACCAGGAAAAAAAAAAACCCCGUUUUUCUUCUAUUAAACGCCAGAGGUUAACAUUCAAAAACCUACAGGAACAAGAGAAGCAAACACCCUUAUGGCUCCUGCUACUCUUACUUCCCUAGCUGAGGAGAAAACCCUUCAAGAAAGCUUUGUCCGAGACGAAGAUGAGCGUCCGAAAGUUGCGUAUAAUGAAUUCAGCGACGAAAUUCCGGUUAUCUCUUUAGCUGGGAUUGAUGGGAACCAAAGUAAUAGGAGAUCUGAAAUAUGCAAAAAGAUUGUUGAAGCUUGUGAAGACUGGGGUAUUUUUCAAGUCGUUGAUCAUGGUAUUGAUGGUAACCUUAUUUCUGAAAUGACCCGUCUUGCUAAAGAAUUUUUUGCCUUGGCGCCGGAGGAGAAGCUCCGGUUUGAUAUGUCCGGCGGAAAGAAAGGUGGUUUCAUUGUUUCUAGCCAUUUACAGGGGGAGGCAGUGAAAGAUUGGCGCGAAAUAGUGACAUACUUCUCAUACCCAUUGCGCAGCAGAGACUAUUCACGGUGGCCGGACAAGCCGGAGGGAUGGAGAGCAGUGAUGGAGGUGUACAGUGAAAAGCUAAUGGGACUGGCCUGCAAGCUGCUUGAGGUGCUAUCGGAGGCAAUGGGGUUGGAGAAAGAUGCUUUGACCAAGGCGUGUGUUGAUAUGGACCAAAAAGUAGUGGUCAAUUUCUACCCAAAAUGUCCACAGCCUGACCUCACUCUUGGGCUCAAGAGACAUACUGAUCCAGGCACUAUCACCCUUCUGCUCCAAGACCAAGUUGGUGGCCUUCAGGCUACUAGAGAUAAUGGCAAGACUUGGAUCACUGUUCAACCUGUUGAAGGUGCUUUUGUUGUCAAUCUUGGAGACCAUGGUCAUUACCUGAGCAAUGGAAGAUUCAAGAAUGCAGACCAUCAAGCAGUGGUGAACUCAAAUUACAGCAGGUUGUCCAUAGCAACAUUUCAGAACCCAGCACCAGAGGCAGCAGUUUAUCCUCUCAAGAUUGAAGAAGGAAAGAAGGCAAUUCUAGAUGAGCCAAUUACAUUUGCUGAGAUGUAUAGGAGGAAAAUGAGCAAAGACCUUGAGCUAGCCAGGCAUAAGAAAUUGGCUAAAGAGCAGCAGUUGAAGGACUUGGAGAAAGCCAAAAUGGAGGCCAAGCCUUUAGAGGAAAUCCUUGCUUGAAUAAAAAUACCAAACACAAUAAUGCUUCUAUUACUAUGAUAUUAUUGUCUACAAGUAUUAUUAUUAUUAUUAUUGGGUUACUUUUAGUGUCUAUCUGAAGUUGAUGAUUAUUGUAUUUUUAUAGGACAUCUGCCUUCUUUGUUUAGUAUGCUAAAAAAGAAAAUGAUUCUUGAAUAAUUUAAAUUUGGGUGUCAACUCAAAACUAUCAAAUA
Molecule: messenger RNA, 1532 nt
Organism: Ricinus communis (castor bean)
Lineage: Eukaryota; Viridiplantae; Streptophyta; Magnoliopsida; Malpighiales; Euphorbiaceae
Product: naringenin,2-oxoglutarate 3-dioxygenase
Exons: 3
Coding region: 226-1320 (364 amino acids)
Source: RefSeq, a predicted model, not a curated record